Messenger RNA from Hypomesus transpacificus, 1576 nucleotides. RefSeq names its product CCHC-type zinc finger, nucleic acid binding protein b (gene cnbpb). Bases 118 to 603 code for a protein of 161 amino acids. Gene Ontology annotation, molecular function: nucleic acid binding; zinc ion binding. The record is from RefSeq and is a predicted model, not a curated record. The transcript is spliced from 5 exons. NCBI's taxonomy places the organism in Eukaryota, Metazoa, Chordata, Actinopteri, Osmeriformes, Osmeridae.
UACUCCACGAUCAGGAGGGAGGUGCGCAAACCGCGUGUGGCGCAGAGGAGAGAGGAGGGAUCGAAAACAAACAGCAGCGAGUUACGUAGUCGAGGUCGUAGGGUACUGCUAGUGGAGAUGAGUAGCAAUGAGUGUUUUGGAUGCGGCCGUUCUGGCCACUGGAUCAAGAACUGUCCCAACGCGGGGCGGGGACGAGGCAAGGGCCGUGGCAGAGGCAAAGAUCUGUUUUGCUAUCGCUGCGGAGAGCCAGGUCACGUCGCCAGGGACUGUGAAAGGACGGAGGAUGCGUGCUACAACUGCGGCCGAGGCGGCCACAUCUCCAGGGAGUGCAAGGAGCCCAAGAAGGAGCGGGAGCAGGUGUGCUACACCUGCGGCAAGGCGGGCCACGUGGCUCGGGACUGCGACCACGCCAACGAGCAGAAGUGCUACUCCUGCGGAGGCUUCGGUCACAUCCAGAAAGGCUGCGAGAAGGUCAAGUGCUACAGGUGUGGCGAGAUCGGGCAUGUUGCCGUGCACUGCAGCAAGGCGAGCGAAGUCAACUGUUACAACUGUGGCAAAUCUGGCCACUUGGCAAAAGAAUGCACCAUCGAGGCCACAGCUUAAUCUGUCUCUCUUGUUAAGCCCCUCCUCUUUCUGAUUGAUGGUUGUAUUAUUUUCUCUGAAUCCUCCUCACUGGCCCAGGGUUGGCAGACAGAGGCUAGUUCCAGGCCGUUGUGCUCUUGACAUGUUAAAGGAGGAGGAGGGGGUGGACAAAAGAAAUCCACUUUCUGCAUUUAAUACAAAAAGUUUAUGUUUAGUUUGGUAGAGGUGUAAUGUAUAACGCUUUGUAAAAGAACCCCUUUUCAUGCCACUGGUGAACAGGGAUGAGUAAGUUGAGUGGAAGUGACAUGUCAGAAAGCCCCCCGGCCCCCCCCCCCCCCCAGGCUCAGGUCAAUGAGCUUGUUGGUGAUAGUGGGGGCUAUGGGGAAGAAAAAAAAACACUGGAAGUGCAAUCUUCCGCAAGUUUUCAUUUACUUUGUUUUUGUUUUUACUAAACACAAAUGAGUUGGUCAGAGAGUGAAUGAACUGAGGAGACAGCAGCAGCAGCACAGUGUGAUCCAUCCCGGCCCCACAAGCAGCACGCAGCAGUGGGUGUCAGCAGUCAUGAUAUGGUGUAUGAAUGAGGUCAUAACAUAUUAAAAGACAAGUGAAAAGAAGAAUUGAUAAUAAAUCAUUCAAAGUGCAUUUUGUUUUUGUACAGUGUCAGCCGUUGAAUGUCCAAGGCGGCUCUCAUUAAAAACCCUAUGUUUUGAUCACAAUAUUGCAAAGUAGCUAAGGUAAUUUUAAUCAAGAAGGAAGUAGAACUAAAAGACAAAGAAAAGCAACAAAAAAAAAUAGUUUGAGAAAGGAGAAUGUUUUCACAAAAAUCCAAAUGUUAUUUUUGUACAAUAUAUCACUUAGACUACUGUAAAGAAAAAUACAAAAAAAUAUCAUUUGCUUGUACUCAGUUUUUAAGUCGGAGGGUAAAUGCAAGUCCUAGAACAUAGAAAUGUAAUUUUAACCUAUCAAUAAAUCUGGAGGAGGAAGGGGAGUUGGA